Messenger RNA from Emiliania huxleyi CCMP1516, 1125 nucleotides. RefSeq lists its product as hypothetical. Lineage: Eukaryota; Haptophyta; Isochrysidales; Noelaerhabdaceae. The transcript is spliced from 5 exons. The record is from RefSeq and is a predicted model, not a curated record. Bases 1 to 1125 code for a protein of 374 amino acids.
AUGAAUGACAGCGAGGCGUGGGAGGCUCGGCGGCGGUCCGUCCUCGGCACCGAUGGCCCGUCGGCGUCCGAGGGUGCCCGGAUGCGCCGGUCGCGGUCCUGGCGCGAGCCCGGCGCCUCCACCGGGUACGUCCCGGCCGUCAACGACAGCGAUCACUGGGAGAAUACGCGGAGGACCGUGCGAGGAGAGGCGGUGCAGCCACCGGUUGUGCGCGCUCAGACCACGCGCCAUUCGCUCGCCGCGCGCGAUCUGGACGCGGGCGGCCCGUCCGCGGCUCGCGGCAGGCAGCCGACAACCUUUCUGCAGCAGGACGAGGCGGGGCAGGAGCGGCAAGCACGGGUGGUGCGACGCGGGCGGUUUCGAAAGUUCCGGCUGCUCAUCCUCUUCAUGUCGCUCCUCGGGAUUGGCUUUCUCUUCGCCACUCCGCGCGGCGGGGUGAGCGGAUUUGGGCGCCGCUCCAACCAGUACGUGCAGCACAUCGUCGAAAAGGGGAAGUCGUGGACGGCGACGCAGCUGGAGUUCGUGCAGCGAUGGCAGUACGGGAUGCAGCUCUUCGACCUCUACUCCGCCGUGCGCGUGGUGACGCACGAGGAGGAGCCCGAGAAGAGGGCGCACAGCCGCAACCUGGGCAAGCUCGGCAGCGUCCCCUGGCUACACGGCGGCGCGUUCGAGCUGUACGACGCCCGCAAGACGCUCCUCCACCACAGCGUGCGGGAGGGGGGGGCGGAGCCCGAGAAGAAGGAGAAGCACGGCGGUGAGCACCUCUUCUCGAGCUCGCUGUGGCAGUCCGUCUCGAAGCUCGCCAAGAAGGGGCGGCUGCAGGGCGCCGACGACACGCGGUGGGAGUUGCUCAACCGGGCGAGUCAAGGCGGCGGCGUCUACGUCGGCGCGCUGUCUGCGCGCACCUUCCGGUCUAGCGACGCGACGGCGCUGCGCGCAGAGAUGCUGCCGCCUGGCCCUCCGCCAGACGGGCCGCGCCGCGGGGUCAGCGGCGUCGAGCUCGCGAGAGUGCGGCUGCGCGCGCCCGGCCGGCUUGGCGUCGACGGCGCGGACGACUGGAUGGGAGGGGCGCGGUUUAUUGUCAUCGACCCGGAGACGGGCGCCCCCGCGCACGGCUCGGACUAG